CAUGCCUGAUAGCAUUGCGAUCCAAUUGGGAUGCACUUCAGUACAUAAUUGCUCCACUCCACUGAUCCCAGCUUUCAAAAAUUAUUCGGAAAAAGUCAAAUCACUUAUACUUCUUGGGCUCAAUGUGCCAGCCGAGUUUAGUCACACGAUUCAAACAAUUCCAUUCGGUUUUACAAUGGAUUAUAUGACCUCAAUAUGUACAUACGUGGGAUUGAAUGGACAUAGUGGCCAGGUAUAUUCGAUGUCAGUGAAGAUUUCUGAUCGAGCAUCGUGCCUAACAAGAGUGCCUGUUCCUGAGUUCCACCUAUGUUUUGAAGAUCUUGACUCGUCUGUAAUUCUCCCCGAUAAAACCCUUGGCGGGUCAAUAAUUUGCAGGGAACGUCUGGUCGGAAUGAUGAGCAUGUAUUCGUUUCUUCACAAAACUGGUCCACACCGCAUGUACGAUUUGACUGUAGCGUGAAAAAAAAACUCUAAUUUUAUAUCACCUUUAGCACAAAUGUGUACUACAAAAUUAUUAUUUCUAUUGUAUAAUUUAACCUUACUAUCAAUUUACUAUGAUAUUCGAAGUUGUGAAAUAAUUUUAUCAAUUUUAUCAAUUUCAGCAACGGCGUUAAUUUUCCAACUCCGGAAAUAUAAUUCUUAAAAUUGCGGUAAUACUA
Messenger RNA from Fopius arisanus, 659 nucleotides. RefSeq lists its product as uncharacterized. The coding region runs from base 2 to 460 and encodes 152 amino acids. The record is from RefSeq and is a predicted model, not a curated record. NCBI's taxonomy places the organism in Eukaryota, Metazoa, Arthropoda, Insecta, Hymenoptera, Braconidae. The transcript is spliced from 3 exons.